AUGGCAGCAAAUUCAACUUCCGUCUUGGCAAUCAUUUUUGCCAUUGCUAUCAUCAGCUAUGGCCAAACUACGACAGCUUAUAUUCGACUUCGAGCUCAACAUACACGACUCCAAGCAGCUCUAGUACGUACUCGUCGACUAGUACAUAUACAACUCCAAGCUCGUCGACUUCUUAUACAUCUACAAGCUUAUAUUCGACAUCAAGCUCAACAUACACGACUCCAAGCAGCUCUAGUACUUACUCGUCGUUUAGUACAUAUACAACUCCAAGCUCGUCGACUUCUUAUACAUCUACAAGCUUAUAUUCGACUUCAAGCUCAACAUACACAACUCCAAGCAGUUCUAGUACACACUUAUCGACUAGUACAUAUACGACUCCAAGCUCGUCGACUUCUUCUUAUACAUCUACAAGCUUAUAUUCGACUUCGAGCUCAACAUACACGACUCCAAGCAGCUCUAGUACGUACUCGUCGACUAGCACAUAUACAACUCCAAGCUCGUCGACUUCUUAUACAUCUACAAGCUUAUAUUCGACUUCGAGCUCAACAUACACGACUCCAAGCAGUUCUAGCACCUUAUAUUCGACUUCGAGCUCAACAUACACGACUCCAAGCAGCUCUAGUACUUACUCAUCAACUAGUACAUAUACAACUCCAAGCUCGUCGACUUCUUAUACAUCUACAAGCUUAUAUUCGACUUCGAGCUCAACAUACACGACUCCAAGCAGUUCUAGCACGUACUCAUCGACUAGUACAUAUACAACUCCAAGCUCGUCGACUUCUUAUACAUCUACAAGCUUAUAUUCGACAUCGAGCUCAACAUACACGACUCCAAGCAGCUCUAGUACGCACUCGUCGACUAGUACAUAUACAACUCCAAGCUCGUCGACUUCUUAUACAUCUACAAGCUUAUAUUCGACUUCAAUCUCAACACACGCGACUCCAAGCAGCUCUAGUACAUACUCGUCGACUAGUAAAUAUACGACUCCAAGCUCGUCGACUUCUGCUUAUACAUCUACAAGCUUAUAUUCGACAUCGAGCUCAACAUACACGACUCCAAGCAGCUCUAGUACACACUUGUCGACUAGUACAUAUACGACUCCAAGCUCGUCGACUUCUUAUACAUCUACAAGCUUAUAUUCGACUUCGAGCUCAACAUACACGACUCCAAGCAGCUCUAGUACGCACUCGUCGACUAGUACAUAUACGACUCCAAGCUCGUCGACUUCUUAUACAUCUACAAGCUUAUAUUCGACUUCGAGCUCAACAUACACGACUCCAAGCAGUUCUAGUACCUUAUAUUCGACAUCAAGCUCAACAUACACGACUCCAAGCAGCUCUAGUACAUUCUCGUCGACUAGUACAUAUACGACUCCAAGCUUGUCGACUUCUUAUACAUCUACAAGCUUAUAUUCGACAUCGAGCUCAACAUACACGACUCCAAGCAGUUCUAGUACGUACUCGUCGACUAGUACAUAUACGACUCCUAGCUCGUCGACUUCUUAUACAUCUACAAGUUUAUAUUCGACUUCGAGCUCAACAUACACGACUCCAAGCAGUUCUAGCACAUACUCAUCGACUAGUACAUAUACGACUCCUAGCUCGUCGACUUCUUAUACAUCUACAAGCUUAUAUUCGACAUCAAGCUCAACAUACACGACUCCAAGCAGUUCUAGCGCAUAUUCAUCAACUAGUACAUAUACAACUCCAAGCUCGUCGACUUCUUAUACAUCUACAAGCUUAUAUUCGACAUCAAGCUCAACAUACACGACUCCAAGCAGUUCUAUACAUAUACGGCUCCAAGCUUGUCUACUUCUUAUACAUCUACAAGCUUAUAUUCGAUAUCGAGCUCUACAUACACGACUCCAAGCAGUUCUACUUAUAUUCGACUUCGAGCUCAACAUACACGACUCCAAGCAGUUCUAGUACAUAUACGACUCCUAGCUCAACUUCGAGCUCAACAUACAUGACUCCAAGCAGCUCUACUUAUAUUCGACUUCGAGCUCAACAUAUACGACUUCAAGCAGCUCUAGUACGUACUCGUCGACUAGUACGUAUACGACUCCAAGCUCGUCGACUUCUUAUACAUCUACAAGCUUAUAUUCGACUUCGAGCUCAACAUACACGACUCCAAGCAGUUCUAGUCCGUACUCAUCGACUAGUACAUAUACAACUCCAAGCUCGUCGACUUCUUAUACAUCUACAAGCUUAUAUUCGACUUCGAGCUCAACAUACACGACUCCAAGCAGCUCUAGUACGUACUCGUCGACUAGUACAUAUACGACUCCAAGCUCGUCGACUUCUUAUACAUCUACAAGCUUAUAUUCGACUUCGAGCUCAACAUACACGACUCCAAGCAGCUCUAGCACAUACUCGUCGACUAGUACAUAUACAACUCCAAGCUCGUCGACUUCUUAUACAUCUACAAGCCUAUAUUCGACAUCGAGCUCAAUAUACACGACUCCAAGCAGCUCUAGUCCGUACUCAUCGACUAGUACAUAUACAACUCCAAGCUCGUCGACUUCUUAUACAUCUACAAGCUUAUAUUCGACUUCGAGCUCAACAUACACGACUCCAAGCAGCUCUAGUACAUACUCGUCGACUAGUACAUAUACGACUCCAAGCUCGUCGACUUCUUAUACAUCUACAAGCUUAUAUUCGACAUCGAGCUCAAUAUACACGACUCCAAGCAGUUCUAGUACGUACUCGUCGACUUCUUAUACAUCUACAAGUUUAUAUUCGACAUCAAGCUCAACAUACACGACUCCAAGCAGCUCUAGUACGUACUCAUCCACUAGUACAUAUACAACUCCAAGCUCGUCGACUUAUACAUCUACAAGCUUAUAUUCGACUUCGAGCUCAACAUACACGACUCUAA
Trichoplax adhaerens is the source of this 2877-nucleotide messenger RNA. RefSeq lists its product as uncharacterized. Lineage: Eukaryota; Metazoa; Placozoa; Uniplacotomia; Trichoplacea; Trichoplacidae. The record is from RefSeq and is a predicted model, not a curated record. The coding region runs from base 1 to 2877 and encodes 958 amino acids. The transcript is spliced from 7 exons.